Molecule: messenger RNA, 516 nt
Organism: Diabrotica balteata
Lineage: Eukaryota; Metazoa; Arthropoda; Insecta; Coleoptera; Chrysomelidae
Source: the annotation of a GenBank genome assembly
UGCGACAGUGCCUGUGUAAGUGGCGGUAUAGCGUUCAAUAAAAUAAGAACAUUAUGCAGAUGUCAACAGCACCUUUAAUACAAAAUUAUCUUAUUCCCUAAAAUGAAGAUGGUUCCAAAAUGUGGGGAUCUAGUUGCAAUUGCCAUACUAACUGUGAUAUUUUUUAAACAUUUUAAUGAAGUACGUGGCCAAAGAGAUAAUUUGAAACAAUUUCAAAAAAUUAUUAGAGAUACUGCUGAGGGAAAAAUGGGAAAUUUCAUCAUCAAAUAUCCUCAAAGAAAACCUAACGUUAGACAUCAGCCAUACAUUUCAAACUUAGUACCAUUUCCUUGCUCCAACGUCACUAGAUAUGGCCUUGGACGAUCCCGUUUUGUACCAACAAGCGUUCACCAACUACUACCUGGAGAUAUAGACAUUAUAGGAGCACUGGGGAUUCUUUGGUAGCGGGAAAUGGCGCAAUGGAAGAAUACGCUUUGGGACGCUUAUUGAGCAUAGAGGAGUUUCAUGGUGUGCAGG